UUAGACUCAUAAACCAGCGUGUAUAGAUGCAUGUAUGUAUUUAUACACAACUUCUUACAAAUAUUCAUCUUACAGCCUUGUGUGCUGCUGCUCUCCACAAGUUGGAAUGGGUGCAUUAGCUAAAGGUGGAGUAAUUCCUUCCUCAGCAACAGCCUCUCCUUUCCUUCUCUUUAAGUGGCAAAAUGUGACUUUUGUAGUUAGUUACUUUCAGGUCUGCUGGAAAUAAGCAAAUUGUUGCUCUGUUAGAACUUUUCAGCCUUGUCUCCAAGUCCCUUGUUUCACAGCUUCUUAAAAGAAACUUGGUACAAGUUUCUAAAUAAUGUCGCUGGGUUUUGUUGUCUGCAUGAACCCAUCUUGCAGCUUGUUCAGACAGAACUGCAAUAGCUCUGUUCUCUGUGUAAAGUCAUGAGUAAGGCUACUCAAGAAGUGGUUGCUCGUUGAAGUUUUGUUUUCUAUUAAGAAACAGUGGGCGAAGAAAGUGGAAAUUUCUACAAAACUGGGUAGAUAUGGGGUUUCUCAUUUAAUAGGAAGUUUAGUACUCCUGCAGAUGACACCAGAGUGACUGUAGGGGGUCAUAUUGAAAGUGAACGUAGCCCAGUAUUGUGUCUGCAGCAGAGACCCAAAGUGGAUGCUUAGGGAGGAAUAAAAGAAUGAGGCAUGUAAUGAUUUUUCCUUUGUGUAGCAUGGAUUUGGAGGCUCAAAAAGCACUCAAACUUUUUGAAAAACAGUUGUGCUUUGUAGGUACUUUGAGAGCAGACUCCAUUCUCUACUAGCCCAAAUAAUAGAACAUAUGCAGUAAAUGCCAAAGAUAUUUUCUCAGGAAAACAAGCUCAUUACUUUUUUAUUAUUUUCUUUAGAAAUUGUUGAGGCCAUGUAUUUGCCAUGUAUUUGCAUUUUUCUUUUUAAAUAGUUAAUAUUCUAAAUUGGGAAGAGUAGCUUCAGUAGUUUAUAGAGAACCACCAUUUGUUUGAUGAGUUUCCCAGAUCCUCAACAUGAAGAGGAGGGUGGGUCGAGACAGGUCAUGUCGGGAAACAAAUAAAAUAAGCUGCUUUCUAUUUCAGGAAGUUCAGGAAGAGAUGGGAGAGCUGCAGGAAACAUCUAACUGAUACUCUGAAGAAGCAGCAGAAUUUUUGUUGACCUCCUCAGUCGUGCUUAAUUUGCACCUUGGGCAAAAACUGAUUCUUUUUUAAAUGAUUCUCUGGGCCUGUCUUCUAUUAAUGCAGUUAUUAUCUCUGUCUACUGUUAGCCAAAUUUGAGGAUAGUCUUUGAAGCAUGAGGAAAGUGAUGUGCUGGAGGAAGUGCCUGAACUUCUCAUCCUUUAUGGAAAGAAUAUAUUGUGUUACAAGUAUUUUUAACUGUCAUUAGUUCUUUCAACAGAUCUGUCUGGGAUAAUACUUUUCUCUUGAACUGCUUUAUGAACUAGAAGAGGUGCUUGGUUAAGAAUUGUGCUUUCAGUUUUCUCUUUCUGGAAGCAAAGGCAAGAGAAAACUAUUCAUGAUUCUCAUUCUGGGCUCAAAUUCACACCUAACUUGUCCUCUAAUCAAUCUGUAAAAGUCACAGGCUUGAAAUAAAAGGUGCUUGGUAUAAAUAAAGCUUAUAGCACAUAUAAAAAUAGGAGAAAAGAGUUCCCCCUAGUUUAAGUAAUGAUAAAAUAAGUGUCUGCAAAGGUUUAACAAGACAGUCAUUCACAAGCAGGGAUCAUCAGUUCCUGGCAAAAAUAUUCAGAGGAUCAGUCUGAACUGCAAGACACUACCUAGACACAGAUAACCUCCAGAACAUGUCCAGAUUUGGCAAUUUUACUGAAGUACUCAGAUAACAUAAUACAUCUUUAAACAUUUAAACAUUCCUUCUUUCGUCUAUCUGUGAUAUAAAACAGCUCCCACCCCUUGACGUUAUAGACUAAGUGAUUCAGAUCUACUGGCUCUUGGUUGUGGAAAAAUCUGCCUGGAGGUCAGUCGUGGUUCAUACCACAAGCAGCCAUCCUUUUUUCUCUCUGCUUAACUUCAGCUGGCAUUUUUAAAUGGCUACAUGUGUCCUUACUUUCAGCUGUGUUCGAUUAAAGGUCUGCAUGGAGUGUUAUGCCAAGUGUAAGGACCUCUAUGUGCUCCGUGCAUGUGGGAGCCUGUCUGUGAAGGUUAGCUGGCCCCUGCUGUGUCCAAGCAGAAAGUAAAGGAGGUGACUGUAAUUCAAGGGCCAGGAGAGCCUAGAGGAGGCCAUUGCUGCUGCUCUGGUGGUAUCGCUGUAUGAGCACUUUCCUGUCUACUGGAAGAGCAGCAAAUUGAUCCAUCCCAGAAACUGCCCCAAUAGUCUCAGAGAAGUUCUGCUGUGUCCCUGAAUGUCUUUUCUGAAACUGGAGGAAGUUUCUCCCUGCCCCCCCAUUUCCUGUACACAACAAUCAGACUUCAGUAAUUGCGACUUUUUUGAUUUACAAACCCACAUGAGACUUUUUGGAUUCAUUAUGCAUGAACCCAAGUGUAUCUGGGGAUGAAUAAUGCUCCUUCAUUUUCCUUUGCACUGAAUAGUUUUGGGGGCUGCGGGUUUUGAUUCCUUAGGUAUUUUAACAGAAAUGCAUUUUUCCUUUUGAGAACUCUCAGAAAUAUGUUCCUUUAAGAACCUCCUACAUGGUAUGUGUUUGCAGUUUGUAAACACAGUAUGUCAAAGAAUGAUUUGAUUCAGUGGCGGAGCAGCCAGCUAUUUGCAUGUCAUGAGGUCUAAGGGAAACAAACUGACCCUCAGCCUUCCCCCAUCCAGCCAAAUUCUGAUGGGACCCUCAAAUAGCUCUGGCAAAGUGUUCUGUUUCUUUUGGACUUGAUGAAUGCUUGUUUCUGUGAAGGCAUGUAAUUAUUUCUUCCUUUAUUUUGCUGCACAAGUUACCAAGAGAAGCAGCUUAAAACAAAAUAACACGUGGAGAACCCCAACAGAAUGACCAGCAGUCACACAGACUGUCAUUACUGCCUGCAGUCUCUUCGUGGAAGGAAAUAUGCACUGAGAGGUGAAAAUGCUUAUUGUGUUGCAUGUUAUGACAGCCUGUAUGCCAACCCCUGUGAAGAGUGCAAACAACCUAUUGAGUGCAAUUCCAAGGAUCUGGCCUACAAAGGCCGCCACUGGCAUGAGAGGUGCUUCAAUUGUGCCAAGUGCAGUCGCUCACUGGUGGAGAAACCAUUUGCUGCCAAGGACGAGGUCUUGCUGUGUACUGAAUGCUACUCUGAUGAGUAUUCAUCUAAGUGUUUCCACUGCCAGAAGACCAUUAUGCCAGGUUCCCGUAAAAUGGAAUUUAAGGGGAGUUCCUGGCAUGAAUCCUGUUUCGUUUGCCAGUAUUGUCAGCAACCUUUGGGAACAAAACCAUUAAUCACCAAAGAUAAUGAGAAUUACUGCGUGCCCUGUUUUGAGAAGCAAUUUGCUCACCAUUGCUACUCUUGCAAGAAGGUAAUAACUUCUGGAGGGGUGACCUGCCAUGACCAACCUUGGCAUAAAGAAUGUUUUGUUUGUGCUGGGUGUAAAACCCAGCUGUACGAACAAAGGUUUAUUUCAAAAGAUGAGUACCCAUACUGUGUGGACUGUUUCAGCAAACUGUAUGCUGAGAAGUGUGCGGCUUGCAAGAAACCUAUUACAGCUCUCGGAAGUGCCAAAUAUAUCUCAUUUGAAGAUCGUCAGUGGCACGGGGAAUGCUUUAACUGUGCCAAAUGCUCUGUCCCACUGGUGAGCCGGGAAUUCCUCACUCGGCAGGAUGACAUCCUUUGCCGUGAAUGUGGCUCUGCUUCAUAGUUCUGUGGAAAGCUGUACAGCUGCAUUAUUGUCACUCUGUGACAACAUAGUUCAUUACUCUGCUGUAAGAAAACCAUAUGAAAGUUGUGACAGUUAUUUAGUCAUUCAAAUAACUUUCCCUCAGCAGUUUAAUUCUAUCAUAUCUUUAACUGCUUAUAAAAAAAUUUAAACAGCCCCAUACUGGUUAAGAAAAUGGUGUAGAAAAGAUUUGUAUAUACUUUAAAUCUAACUACAGUGUGUGUUUUCCUUGUAACACACUGCACUCUGCUGUUAGAAGCUUAAAAAUUUACCUUUCAUCUCCCAUGAAACCAAGGAGGAUUGUGAAAAGUCUAUAUGGUAUAUGAAUAAUGAUGAGGCAUUACCAUUGUUUUACAGAUGCCGAUCGGGGCAUGGAAAGCUAGGCAUGUACAUUUUUCUAUUGGAUCAUAACAUUGAUGAGAACAACUCAUAAGUAUUAUAUUCAUCCACACUUUGGACCAAAAAGAUGUUGACAAAGCAGGCAGAAACUGUGAGGAGGAGGUGCUUCCACACAGAGGGCCACUGAGUCAGAGAGGCCCCUUCCAGAGCUAGAUAAAGGGAAAAAAAGGUCACUUUCCUCCCCUUACUGGGAUUGCUCCUCAAAAACAUAGUCUUCAGCCAUCCAAAACACUACAACACAGGUUCUUUCCCAAAUUUGGGUAACUGUGCCUAAUUUUUCAGACAUAGUUGCUCUAGAGUAUAAAUAAACCCGUAUUUUGA
This is a messenger RNA of Empidonax traillii (willow flycatcher), 4503 nucleotides long. It is a transcript of the gene FHL5, whose product is annotated as four and a half LIM domains 5. The coding region runs from base 2923 to 3765 and encodes 280 amino acids. Gene Ontology annotation, molecular function: transcription coactivator activity. The record is from RefSeq and is a predicted model, not a curated record. The transcript has 6 exons. Lineage: Eukaryota; Metazoa; Chordata; Aves; Passeriformes; Tyrannidae. Gene Ontology annotation, cellular component: nucleus; Z disc. Gene Ontology annotation, biological process: positive regulation of transcription by RNA polymerase II.